AUGUGGAAUCCACUUGGCAAAAUCGAGGGCAAGCCUUUGCUUCUGCUCAUCACCGUGGCUGCCUCAUCGGGAUUCAUCCUGUUUGGUUAUGACAACGCCGUCUUUGGAGGAAUCAUCGUUCUGCCGUGGUUCUUGGAACAGUACCAUCACCCUGGAUCUGAUAUCCUUGGAACCGUCUCCUCCCUUUACAAUGUCGGCUGCGCAGGAGGGUCAAUCCUAGCCUUCUUCUUCGGAGGACAGCUAGGCCGCCGGAAGAGCAUCCUCAGUGGCAGCGCCAUUGCCGCCGUUGGGGUCGUCAUUCAAUGCACUUCCGAAAAGCUCUCCCAGCUCCUGGUUGGCCGCAUUGUCACCGGUGUGGGUGUGGGCGUCUUGACCUCGACUGUUGGCUUGUGGCAGGCAGAGACGACGCCGCCUAGGAUCCGUGGCAUGUUCAUGUGCCUUGAACUCAUGCUGGGGGGAUGUGGACUGGUCAUUGCCUUCUACACGAACUAUGGCUUCCACAACGACACCUCCCGCACCGCCUUUGUCUUCCCUUUGGCGCUUCAGAUUGUUUUCAUUGCCAUUAUCGGCGUGCUGGUCGCCAUGCUCCCGGAGUCUCCCCACUGGCUAUUCAAGAAUGAUCGCCCUGAAGAGGCCCUGCAGGUCAUCUUACGUUUGGAGGGCCACGGUGCCACUCGAGACCAUCCGCGCGUCAGGCAGCAACUCCUCGAGAUCUCCGAGGCCAGACAGCUUGAAGGCACGGAAGGUGGCUUCUUCACCGGUAUCUUCGUCAACGGCCCAACCCAGAACUUCAAGCGUAUUUGUUUCGGCACCGGCAUCAUGGUCAUGCACCAGCUGAACGGGAUCAACAGCGUCACAUACUACGUCCCGACUUUAGUGACCACCUUUAUCCAUGCGUCCCAUUCGACCGCGCUCUGGGUCAGCGGUCUCUUCGGCGUGGUCUGCGUGGUCUUCUGCAUUCCUCCCGUCUUGUGGGUCGACAAGGUCGGUCGACGCCCGUUCCUUUGGAUCGGCAGCGUGGGCCAAUGCAUCUGCUUUGCCAUCAUCGCAGCACUCUUUGCCACGGCUCCUAAAGGAGGCAGCUCGACCUACGGUAUCGUGACGCUAGCCUUCCUCUUCUUGUACUACGCCAUCAACAUCACCUCGUGGUUUCCCAUUACGUGGCUCUAUCCGGCAGAGCUGAUGCCUCUGAAGAUCCGCGAGAAGGGAAUGGGGAUUGCCGUCUUCUUCUACUGGAUGUUCCAGUUUAUGAUCGUCGAAGUCACCCCUAUCGCCCUCACAAACAUUAGCUACCGAUUCUACAUCAUUCUCUGCAUUUUCAAUGCGGUCAUUGCGGCAAUUGUUUUCUUCCUGUAUCCCGAGACCAAGUUGAAGUCUUUGGAAGAGAUUGAUUUCUUUUUCGCAAAGACAGAGAUCCCGGUUGAUAUUGACAAGACCGGGAUUGAGGGUGAGAUGGCUCCAAAGAGAUAUGCUGAGAUUCAUUUGGAGGAUGUUCGUCCUGGUAGCGAGCCCGCAGCGUCGGCUGCAACCAGCUAG
Molecule: messenger RNA, 1536 nt
Organism: Fonsecaea erecta
Lineage: Eukaryota; Fungi; Ascomycota; Eurotiomycetes; Chaetothyriales; Herpotrichiellaceae
Exons: 2
Coding region: 1-1536 (511 amino acids)
Biological process (GO): transmembrane transport; carbohydrate transport
Cellular component (GO): membrane
Molecular function (GO): carbohydrate:proton symporter activity
Source: RefSeq, a predicted model, not a curated record